Salvia splendens (bonfire salvia) is the source of this 1143-nucleotide messenger RNA. RefSeq names its product Putative membrane lipoprotein. The record is from RefSeq and is a predicted model, not a curated record. Gene Ontology annotation, molecular function: polysaccharide binding. Lineage: Eukaryota; Viridiplantae; Streptophyta; Magnoliopsida; Lamiales; Lamiaceae. Bases 58 to 963 code for a protein of 301 amino acids. The transcript has 2 exons.
GUCUUUGCACUCAUUUUUCCAUCACCUUCUUACUCUACAGUCUUCUCCAGUAAAGUCAUGAACUCAUUCAUCACUCACCUUUCUUCAUUCCUGAUCAUCAUCCUUCCCUACUUAGUCUCAUCCCAAACCUGCCAAAACACUUGUGGUCAAGUCCCCAUCAAGUACCCGUUCGGCACCGGAACCGGCUGCGGCGACCCGCGCUUCACGCCCUACGUCACCUGCACCGGCGAGCAGCUAACGUUCACCACUCACACCGGUUGCUACACCAUCACCACCAUAGACUACAGCAAACAAGUCAUGUACAUUUCCGACCCCACCAUGUCAACUUGUUCCUGCACUCAGCCCAGCAAAGGCUUCGGCCUCGACUGGGACGCCCCGUUCAGCUUCCAUGACAGCACAGUCUUCGCGCUGCUUGGCUGCUCCACGACCUCCUCACCGAUCUACAGUGCCAGUGGAGAUGGCGGAAGCAACAGCAAUACCACCUUCCCGAUGUGUGACUCCGAGGGUGGCUCUGUCUGCAGCCUGCUCUACUCCUGUGAGGCCAUCGGCAGGCUGAGCCUGCCAAUCACAACAUGCUGUGUCUACACGCCCGUGGACCUCGGGCCUUCCUUUGAGAUGGACCUGCAGAAGCUGCAAUGCACAUCUUACUCAGCGCUGUACGGAUUCAACGGUCAGGAAUCCAACCCCACGGGGUGGAAAUAUGGGAUCGCGAUCAAGUAUAAGUUCAACUACAACAAUGAUUACCCGACACUGUGCGCUACCUGUGAGAAGAGUGGCGGAGUCUGUGGAUACGAGAGCAGCCCUGACAAGGCAUUCACUUGCAACUGCCCCGAUGGCUUGAACAGGACGACGGAUUGUCUCUAUGGAGGAACGUGGAGCCAUGGUUCGAGAUCUAUUCCUUUGAAAGCAGAGGCUCUGUCACUAAUCGGCUUUACAUGGUUCGUCAUGCUGGUCUUCGUCUAGACUGGCAGCCGUCGUCUUGAAUAACUCAGACACGUCUCUGCAAAGGUCAUUUAACAGUUUGAUGUAAAUUGUGUUCCUUAUGUACGGACGAUGAUUAAUUCCUUUACCAUGUAUUUCUAUCAGCUGCAAAUAUUGUACUACCACUCAGUCAAGAACAUCACUACGUGUUUGCUGGUUUUA